This is a messenger RNA of Drosophila busckii, 292 nucleotides long. It is a transcript of the gene BomT1, whose product is annotated as maker114. Bases 75 to 260 code for a protein of 61 amino acids. The transcript is spliced from 2 exons. NCBI's taxonomy places the organism in Eukaryota, Metazoa, Arthropoda, Insecta, Diptera, Drosophilidae. The record is from RefSeq and is a predicted model, not a curated record.
CGUUGUUUGCUUUCUAUAAAAAGUGCCUACCAAAGUGAAGAGAUGUUCAGUUGUUGAAUUGCAAGUAGAAGACAAUGAAGUGCUUGGGGUUGUGCCUGCUGCUGCUGCUGUCGCUGUUAAGUGUGUUGCAAGCUGCACCACAGGCACGGCUACGCAUACAUGUGCGCAAUGGCGAUAUAAAAGUGCAUGGAAAUUGCAAUCAUUGCAAUAUACGCACCACCAAAAAUACAGCUGAGGUGUCAAUGAGAUUGAAAGGUUGAGUUCAGACAACUGCAUAGCUUAAGUUAUUUAU